AUGCCUUGUAAAGAUUGCUGUGAAAAACGUGGCAGCUCAGGAUGGGAAAACAAUUGUCAUAUUUUUACUGAUGAAGACUCAACAAUGAUAGACAAUCCAAUAGGUAAAAUAGGCAGGUCUCUACUGCAAAUGAAUGUUGAUUGCAUUCAAUGGUAUUUUGGAAAUAAUCCUGUUGGAAAUCCGCAAAUUCCGGUUAAUUUAUGUUUUCUUUUCUAUAAUAAUGAACUUACACCCGAUAUCUGUACGAUGCCACCACAACCAAUAGCAGAUAAAACUGAAGUACUUUUUGAUAGUGGGAUAAUUCGUUGUGAAAAUGAAGGUUGUUUUAAUCAUUAA
Molecule: messenger RNA, 336 nt
Organism: Dentiscutata erythropus
Lineage: Eukaryota; Fungi; Glomeromycota; Glomeromycetes; Diversisporales; Gigasporaceae
Source: the annotation of a GenBank genome assembly